Messenger RNA from Sarcophilus harrisii (Tasmanian devil), 2372 nucleotides. It is a transcript of the gene TMEM51, whose product is annotated as transmembrane protein 51. The record is from RefSeq and is a predicted model, not a curated record. Lineage: Eukaryota; Metazoa; Chordata; Mammalia; Dasyuromorphia; Dasyuridae. Bases 746 to 1489 code for a protein of 247 amino acids. The transcript is spliced from 4 exons.
CUGGUCUUCACCAAGGGGAGGACCCGAAGGAAGGAUGCCCCCGAGAUUUCGGGGUUCUUAGCCGCUCCCCGCCCUCUAGCAGGAGGCUCUAGGACCCGGGCAGGGUAGAGUAGGGUAGGGCCGGGCCGGGCAGGGCAGGCGGGGCGGUCUUGGAGGCCCGGGGCUGCUGGAGGGGCGUGGGUCUGGGAGGACAAGAGCGGACUCGUUUUCUGUGUAGCUUCCUCCUUCUCCACCUCCUCCCAUCAGUCUCUCUCUCUCUUUCUUUCUCUGGCGCACACUUACUCUUACACACGCGCUCACUCCCCGCCCUCCCACUUCCCAAUUCCCCCCUCCCCCGCGCACCCCUGCCCGCGGCGGGAGGCGGGCCGGCGGGAAGCUGGGGGUGGUCAGCCUGGAGGGCAGCGCCGAAGUCCGCCGAAGGUGAAAGAGGAGGUGGCGGUGGUGGGGAGGAGGAGCCCCGGCUGCGAACCGACUGACUGACGGACUGACAGCCGGCUUCGGGAGCAGACCGGCCACGCAGGUGCUUCUUAAACCCAAGACAUUAGCAUGAAGGGCUGUUGGCAGGUAUCCCCUGAAUCCCUGCUGGUGACAUUUGAUCUUUUGGUGACAUAUCCCAGAGGAGAAGUUCAGGAUUUGGUUGAAGGAUUCUUGAUGUGAUCUCUUAAGAGCUGAUUCAGUGGAUUAUUUUACCUUACUUUAUAAAUAAAUACACCAGCCAAUUUCUACCUGCUCAGUAUUUGUGGCAAUGAUGGCCCAGUCCAAAGCCAAUGGCUCUCACUAUGCCCUGACUGCCAUUGGGCUGGGGAUGCUGGUGCUGGGGAUCAUCAUGGCGGUGUGGAAUCUCGUCCCAGGAUUCAGUCACGCGGACAAACCAUCAACGCAUGGGAACAGCAGCAGCCCCAGUGGUGGGAUCCUCAAGAGCAAGACAUUCUCUGUGGCCUAUGUGCUGGUCGGGGCCGGGAUCAUGCUCCUGCUCCUUUCCAUCUGCCUGAGUAUCCGGGACAAGAGGAAGCAAAGGCAAGGGGAGGAGGAGAUAGCCAGAAUCCAGCAUAAUGCAGCGGUUGCAUCUCAGACCCAGGAAGAAGACAGCCAAGAGGAGGAGGAAUCCCACUCAAGAUACUAUGUCCCCAGCUACGAGGAAGUGAUGAACACCAACUACUCCGAGGUGAGAGAACUGAACCAAAACCCUGGGAUGAACAUCUCUCUCCCUUCGUACGAGUCUCUGACGGGGCUGGACGAGACAACUCCCACCACAGCCCACGCUGAUGGGGAGACCCACCUGCCAGACAGACAGAACUCCAGGCUCGCAAAACGCCUGAAGCCCCUCAAAGUGCGCAGGAUUAAGUCAGAAAAACUUCACCUGAAGGACUUCCGAAUUAACCUGCCCGAAGGGAAUCUGCCUCCUCCCACGAUAGAACCUUUGACUCCUCCACCACAGUAUGAUGAAGUCCAAGAAAAAGCAGCCACAGACACGCGGUCACCAAACUGAGCUCUCCAGGACCUGAGCUGUUUUGUCAAGAGACUCCAAAUGAGCUGGAAUGGCUUAGAGUUUUAAAACUGAUGGACCCCAUAUAUAUGUGUGUGUCAUAUUAACUUUGGUGGGAAGGCAGGGCAGAGGUCAAGAAAGGGGAUCAGGAGUAUUAAUGCAGACUGAUGUUUCACAUAAACUUACAUAGAGAGAUUAGGGGGAAAGACCUCUUAGACAACCGUUCCUCUCAAUUUAAGAAUGCCUAUUGUCUAUCUUGAUAGUACCCUUCUCAUUCCUGAGUUUUUAGCAAGAAUCACUCCUCUUUCCAUUUAGGAAAGGAAAAGUCGUAUUGUUUUUGUCUUUGAGUGUCUGUGUGUGUGUUUUCCUUCUCCUGGUAAAAAAAAAAAAAAGUGAGGUUUUUUUGUUUGCUUCAUGGAGAAAAAGAAAAUGUCUCUGCCUUUACAAGAAUUUGGAAGAUUAGCAGGACCACGCAACAGAUCGUUUUGUCACCCAACAGCAACACUAAAUGGUUCAGAGGCCUGGAACCAGGGGUAGGCUUUGGAAAGCCAAUGAAACUUUCAAUUCUUUGCGGGCCAGAAGUUUGCCAGGCUUCCCCCAGUGGAUGGGUGCUGCUCUCCUCUCUCUUGUAUCAUUGAGGAAAUAUUAUUACCAAAAUGUCUGAUGUUUUUAAAAAGUUUUGUUUAAAAUUGUGCAACUGAGUCGUUUUUUAAAUAAAAAUUGUUUUGUAUGCAGUACAUCUGUGUCCUAAACUAUUCAGCCAAGUGAGCUUUAUAGACUUUGUAGUACAGAAAAAGUACAUUGGUUUGGAUGCAGAGGCCCUUGCUCUGCUACUUACUACCACAUCAUAUAAUAUCUCUGGGUCUAGUUUUCCUCACCUAAAAAU